UCGUAGAGUUGGACUAUAAUUUUAGUGGUGUCCAUUGUUAAGAUAUUUCAUCUUGUAACUAGUUCUUGUUAAUCGGUAUCGAAGUUUUAAACACUCUACGACACCGACAGUUACGGAUUGUGUUCAUCACUUCAAUCAUUAAAUUUAAUGUUUUUAGAUUAGUAAUAAAAAUGUUAGAACCUAGCAGGGUCAAUAUUAUGUCAUCUUGUCGGAUUUGUUUGUCAAACAAAAGACCACUGUGCCCUCUUUUUAGAUAUGAAUUAUCUGGGAACUAUGCAGAAAUGCUUACAGCAAUUGCAGACGUUAAGGUUGCGUCUAAUGAUGGACUCCCAGAAAAGAUUUGCAACAAAUGUUGUACAUCAUUGGAAAAGGCCUAUCUUCUCAAAACAGUUGCAGAACGAUCAGACAGGGAGCUUAGAAAAUUGCGUGUGAGGGAUAGCAAAAAUGUAUCAACUAAAAAGAUAGCUUUUGACUCAUUUACUGAUAUAAAAAGUGAGAUUGGCCCCCUAGCUGUUAAGAAUGAGCCAAAAUGGGAAAUGGAAAUUGAUACAUCAAGAGCCAAUAUACAACCAAACAUUGAUGUAGUGGAACCUAAAGACAUAGUUAUUGCUGAUACUAUUAUAAGAAAGGUAGAGUCAAAUGAACCCAACUCGAAUAAUAAUUUUGAAGCUGAUAAUGACUUUUUUGAUGAUGAUGUAUAUCUUGAUGAUGAUGAUGAUGACUAUGUACCCCCAACAGAGAAACCAAAACCUAAAUUCAAGAAACCCAAAUUGUCAGAAAUCAAGGUUUUCAAGGGCAAAAAACCAAUUGUCAGAAAAGUUAAGGUUAUAAAACAAUUCAAGCAAGAGCCAUAUGAAGAGUCAAGUACUAUUGUCAUAGAUGACAAGAAAUCAACAACUAUAACUUGUUAUCCAAUUAUGAAAAACGGCACCAAAGGUCCCGCUAUCCUGCUCAGAAGGCCAAAAGAUGCCACAAUUUUAAAGGUUCAUCCUAAUUACAAACAUAGGAAUGCAUCAAAAUCUGAUUAUAGAGGCAUAAAACGGGAAAAUAUAAGAAGAGUAAAGAGCGCGAAGCCCAUAUCAAAGGAAAGAGAAAAACUUGUUUGUCCUGUAUGUGGUAUAUUGACAUAUACUCUUGGAAAUCAUAUAGCUACGCAUGAAGAAAAGAAGAAAUAUACCUGUUCUGAAUGCCCUAGAUCUUUUGUACAAAAAAGCAACUUGCUGAUUCACAUCAAGCAACACUCUGGUGUAAAGGAUCAUAUUUGUGAAGUGUGCGGAGCAGGAUUUUAUACACAGAAGUCAUUGGUUAGGCAUAAUCUCAUUCACAAAGGAGAAAGACCAUUUCAAUGCAACUUAUGCUCGAAGAAAUUCAUUGCACGGUGUGAUUUAAAUCGGCAUCUUCGCAUCCACGCCGGGUACAAGCCUUACAAGUGCACCACUUGCGCUAUGUCUUUCAACGCGAAGCACCAGUUGCAGAACCACGAGCGAAUGCAUACUGGAGAACGCCCUUAUACCUGUGAAGUGUGCAGCGUAGCCUUCAGUUACAAAGUAAACCUUAACAACCAUGUAUUUAAGGUUCAUGGUAUCAAUUUGAAGUUUAAAUCGAUACACACAGUGACAGAGGAUAUUCUGCGAAAGGAAUUGGGCAUGAUGACAGAAGCAGGGGAAGCUAUUGCCCAUAUCAUGCCGCAACUCAGUGACGUACCCACCCCCGGUGCACACGAAACUGUGCACCACACCUCGGACUAUAAUUCUUAACCCUCUAUUAGUAAAAUGUUUAUUUUAAUGUAAAUACACUGCUAAACUAAAGUCAAGUUCGGAAAUGUGUUCUUUUGCACACAACCAAGAGUCAUCAAAAUUAAUAAAAUUGUUAAAUUUAAUAUUUCCACUUCAAUUUUGCACAGCAAUAUAAUUUAAUAGAUACAAUUAUUCUUUAAUACACUAAAAACACUAUGCGGUAAUUGAACAUUCUUUUCCCAAUUUGGCUCCAGUAUAGACUCUAAUAUGGAAAGUUUGAGGCUGAUCUAUAAAGCUACUUAACCUCGUCUUAGUAUUUACUAUGGCAUGGUACUUUAAAGCUACCUUCGAGUCAGUGUUCUAAGUGCGAACUACGCAAAGCCUAAGUUCACAAAAUUGAUUUGCAACUGAGGUCGCCAGCAAUACAGCAAAAAAAUAACCUGCACGUGACAAAGUAAGAAUUUCUUUGUUUAAAUUUAGGAUACCUUAACAUUUGAGCCUUCCAUACAAUAUUAACGAACAAGCAGAACUAAAUUUGAGUGCAAUUUUAAAUGAUAAUUAAAUUCAGUUAUUGUUGACCUUUACCUAAACCGAAAAAAUAUAAAUUAAAAAUUUUAUAAACCACCGACUUUCUAAAGUAUAGUAGUAUUCUACUACUCAAGUACUUUCAUUUGAUACCCAUAUUGAGGGAGUUGUGAAAUAAUAUGUUGUCCGCCAUUUUGUGGCUGAGGCCAUCUUGGACCGAUUUUCAUUAAACAUAGCUAAGAGCUUACCGACUAAUUCACCUUUAAAAAUCAAAGCAAAUCGAAAUUGGUUAGAAUUAAAUAAUUUAAGUUAAUUAAUUAAGUUUUUGUCUUAGCAAAAUCUCAUCGUAAUGCGUUAUAAAUAAAAGAUUAUGCUGAUCAAAAGCCUAGCCAAGUAAGUAUACUAAGAUAAGGCUAGGGGAUAUAGCCAGAACGUUAGUCUCUAUGUACACCAAUUUCCACUUUAUCACCUACUAUUAAAUCAUGUGGCUCGUACCUACUGUAAAAGUGUGUCGAAAUGUAUUUAACAAUAAUAUGUGUUAUGCUAAAACUAAAAUGAACUUAAAAUUAAAUAAUAAAACUGUGACAGUAAUUCCAUAAUAUAUAUAAUAUCCCUAUUGUUUUGUUGACUGAAAGUAAUACCACACGUUGAAUUUAGUUUCACUGUUUCAUGACAUAAGUAAAUAAGCUAUAUUAAAAAUGUGUGUGAAUAUUCAGUAGUUUAACGUGUAAAAGAUGUCUUGGGUACGAAUCUCAUCAAACAGGCCUAAUAAAAUCGUAUAGCAAACAAAAGUAAAGUGACAAUAGCCUGUCAAGUGGCCAUAAUUUAAAGUUUAUGCUUUGUCCAAUUCAGGAUGAUAGUUUUGACAGCUGACAGUAGGGUAGGGUAUUGAAUAAUCGUUAAUGAACCUAAUUGAUUAUCGAUUAUUGAUUCCAUAGAACUUCUAAUCGAUAGUUUCAUUGCAAUGCUGUAUUCAGACAGGUUAUAAUUUAUUUAUUUUUGAUAAAAUCAUUGCCAUCUAGGAAUUUUACAUGCUACACUACACACUAAUAAUCAUGUGUAAUGAUUUCUAAUUUUAAAACAAAAAUUUUUUUUUAUAUUUGCCAUAGUUUUUUUUUCACGCAUUAAUAUUUACAAAAAAUUGUGAGAUCUGGUUCGUUAUGUGUGCUAUUCACUAAUUGGGCAGUACCCAUAAAUGAAGUACGUCAUUAUUUUACCGGAAUAUAAUACGAAACUUGGCGGACCUGCCUAUAUCAUCAUCCUAUAUCAGACAAAGUAUAGUGCCCCCGAUGGAAAAUACGCUACUAGAAUGCGAGACUGACUUUAAUAUUGUGUCAUCGUCAUCAUCAUCAUCAAUAGCCCAUAACAGUCCACUUUUGGUCUAAAGGCCUCUCCUAAUUGGGCAGUCAGAGGACACUACCAGCUAUCAAUUAAAUUCCCUUAUUCACCUUGUACUGCACCCACGAAAUAAUAAUAUUUUUAAUGUGUAAAUUGUUAAGCGGCGCGUUUUUAUAUGAAUCGUCGUUUUGGUUUUUUUUCUGUAAUGUUUAAAGAAAGCAUUUUAUUUUUUUUAUACCGCAAAGUGCAUGAGUUAAGUUGUUUCAAUGUAAAUACAUUUUAAAUACAUUGUUUACAAGAUUC
This is a messenger RNA of Pararge aegeria (speckled wood butterfly), 3902 nucleotides long. RefSeq names its product gastrula zinc finger protein XlCGF26.1-like. The transcript is spliced from 9 exons. The record is from RefSeq and is a predicted model, not a curated record. Gene Ontology annotation, molecular function: zinc ion binding. Bases 171 to 1757 code for a protein of 528 amino acids. Gene Ontology annotation, cellular component: nucleus. Lineage: Eukaryota; Metazoa; Arthropoda; Insecta; Lepidoptera; Nymphalidae.